Molecule: messenger RNA, 1405 nt
Organism: Drosophila takahashii
Lineage: Eukaryota; Metazoa; Arthropoda; Insecta; Diptera; Drosophilidae
Source: RefSeq, a predicted model, not a curated record
CGACGCUCCCUGGAAAUGCGUGUCCGUGCCACCGAUCCGCGUCCCUGCCCCAAAUGCGGCAAGAUCUACCGCUCCGCCCACACACUGCGCACCCAUCUGGAGGACAAGCACACCGUGUGUCCCGGCUAUCGGUGCGUCCUGUGCGGCACAGUGGCCAAAUCCCGCAACUCCUUGCACUCGCACAUGUCGCGCCAGCACCGCGGCAUCUCCACCAAGGAUCUGCCUGUUUUGCCCAUGCCCAGCGCCUUCGAUCCGGACCUGGCCUCUCGUCUCCUGGCCAAGGCGGGCGUCAAGAUCUCGCCGGCGGAGCUGAGGGCCAGAGCCUCGCCCACCGGCGGCAGUGGCAGCGGAGGCAGUGGAGGAGGAGGCGGUGGCGGUUCUGGCAGCGGUCAGUCCAAGUUGGAUCUAAGCAACGCCAGCGGUGGCCCCCUGGACGAUGCCGAGGAUUCGGAUGAGGAUCCGGAGGAUCUGACCACCGGUAAUGGCCUUUAUGGCAUGGGCGGCGGCAGCACUAGUGAUCUGAGUCGCUACCACGAGAGCCUGCUGAGCAACUUUGGGCACGCCAGGAUGCGAAACGAGGCGGCUGCUGCGGCGGCUGCUCUGGGCCAGGGACCCAAGGAUCUGGGCGUCCAGAUGCCCAACAGCAGUGCGGCGGGUCAGUCCCUGCUGGACACCUAUCUGCAGUUCAUCACAGAGAACACUUUCGGAAUGGGCAUGUCCCAGGAGCAGGCAGCUGCUGCCGCUCUGCGCGCCAAGAUGGCCCAGCUGAAUGCCAUGGGUCACAGCCUGGACAGCCUGCCGCCUGGCCUGCUGCCCGGCCAGUUCGAUCUGAGCAAGCUGGCCGCCGGCAAUCCCGCCUUCGGACAAAGCGGACCCGGCCUGACCAUCGAGCCCAUACCCGGCAGCCUCUCGCCAAACGCCCAUCGAGGACCACUGGCCCUCAAUUCGGGCGGCGGCCGGAUGAUGGGUCACGACGAGAUGGGGGAUCACGAGGGCGACAUGAGGCGGGAUGGCUCCGAACCCAUGGAUCUGGGCCUGGACAUCAACCAGUCGGGCAGCAACCAUGAGGUGGCCAACUCGGAUGCCGAGGAGAACUACUCGGAGGACGAGGGAGUGCACAACACAUAGGAGGAGCAGUGGGAACCAUGAAAAUGAACAUGAACAGUUGUAUACCGAUUACCCAUGGAACAUAUGUAACGAGUAGCCUUAUCCUCAUGUAUACCAGUUUAUGUGUACGAUACGAUACGAUACAAUACGAUAGUGAAACCUAGGACUAGUAGAAUUCAAUGUUGUGCUUUUUAAACUACCCAACUAUACUGGUAUAUCUAUGUAUACCCAUGGAUAUAUCCCUAUACACAUAUAUAUAUUUAUAUACACAAGUACCUGCUGUGUAUACAAGUCGAAG